AUGGCUGCCCCAUCGCCGGCGGGCGAUGGUGAAGCCCCCGCCAUACCUAACCCUAACGGCCCGACAGUAGUGUUGACGGCCCUGGAUUUUUUGCGUAGUAGGCCCGUUCAGCCACCACCACCGCCUCAACCAAUACCAGAACACACUGCUGCCGCAGCUGAUUCCCUCCCAUCGCCGUCCCAGCCACCCGUGCCUUCUCCCGCGACAGCUGCACCGGUCGUGGUUGACAACGACCCCUUGCCACCGCCGAUUCGCACGCAAGGGGAAGGCGCUAAGGCUGCUAGGACGACCCGAACCAACUUCGGGAAAGGCGAGGGGGCCCUGGAUGUGCAGACUCAAGCCAUGCAGCGUCAUCAAAGGACUACGAAGCACAGGGACGCCAUCCGCAACCAGGAGCUGGCGUUGGCCAAAGCUGCCGGGCAGCAUCGCAUCCCGGAUUUCCCGAAAGCCCGUGACGUGGAGCACGAUGCUGUGGAGGCGUUGCUGGACACGAUGCUGUUCAUUACCAAGACUGACGCACCCAUAGACAUGUGGGUGUAA
Messenger RNA from Closterium sp. Naga37s-1, 540 nucleotides. NCBI's taxonomy places the organism in Eukaryota, Viridiplantae, Streptophyta, Zygnematophyceae, Desmidiales, Closteriaceae. The record is from the annotation of a GenBank genome assembly.